UUGGGGGUUUCCUAAACAGAUCCUUACGCCUCUUACCCCCCUUCUCCGCUCUACUUCGACCGCCCGUUACGGUCUCUCCUCGAUCAUUACCGCCACCUUCGACGGUGGCGACGGUGACACUGGGUGGUUCGCUAUCUGCAAAGACCGUUCGAGCCGUCGUGGAUUGGACGCUUUCCCAUAUUCGAGGGUUCUUCCUCCGCGAUCCAACCCAUCUUCUUUAGAUUCCAGGUUUAACGCUAUCAUUCUCAUCGGAGCCGUCCCGAGAUAGAACGUGGAGGCAAUAAUCGUGUGCGUAGUCUGCCUUCAGAUGGGUCUCUGCUGAUUGAAUUGAUAAUUAUAACAUUUGGACCAAGCAAGAAAUAUGUCUUACUGUGAUGAAGCUGGAGAUGGUCCUGCUGUACUACGGUUGCAAAAUUGGGGUCAUUUAAAGUUUCAAUUUCAGUUAUCGGACUUUUCUGAAGCUUUUAUUUCACCAUCUAGGGAGUUGUUGCUGCUGCUUUCUAAUAAGCUUGAAGCUUUGUUACUUCCUCUAGUUGCUGGAAAUGAGUCAGGCAAGUUGAUAAGCAGCGAUGGUUCAUGCCAGUCUUCUUUUGCAACUCUUCAACAACCCGGUUUAUUACCUUUCUGUUCUCCAGAACCAAGAACGGUUGUUGCAUCAAACUCAUCUUGUGAUGCCACAUGCACUACUGAACCGACAGAAGUAGUUCCGUUUUCUACUUUUGCACAAAAAGGGAAUUCUUCAGUGUUUGAUUAUUAUCCUGUGAUUUCUGAUGUGAAGUCAUUGGCUUGGGGACACUGCGGUGAUGCAUACAGUCGCUUUGGAAAUUCUAGUUUUAGAGAAUUUCUUAUAGUCUCAGGUAACAAUGAUAUUAUUAUUCAUGCUUUUCGUUAUCACAGUGAAAACACAAAUAUUAUUGAAUCAUCUCCUGAAGACGGAGAUGUUCAUGGCACGUGGGUGGAGUGGGGUUCAGCGCAUUGUUCACAGUCAAAGGAGCAGUUCUUGCAUUCUCAUGGCUUUGGAAAUUUGCAUGAGAAAGAUGAGAACACUAGAACUUCGGAAAGGUUAAACGUUCAUAAUCAAACAGGGAAUGCUAACUCAUCUUAUGACACAAACAAGAAUUGGUUUCGGACUUUUCUUACUGAACUGGAGACAAGUGUUUCUGAUGGCAAGUACUUGGGAUUGUUCCCUGCACAAGCUUCAUUCCCUCAUUCAGCAAAUGUUGUAUCUUUCAGUAUAUACGAUAGCACUUUAGCAUUUCUUUCUUAUGCCAGUCCUCUUACCCAAGAGGAGACCCAUAGUGUUGGAACUGCAGACGGGCUUGUGACUAAUGAAUCCAUAUCCAAGGUUUCAAGUAGCUUCCAGUCCAAAAGUGAACUUAGAGGUCUCUCAUACAAAUCCUCAAGAGUGUUCUUCAGCACCUCACAUCAUUUCAUUGGUUUGGCAUUGACUUUUUCUGCUGACACUUCUAUUAUCAGUCAGGAAAAUUGCCUUAAAGAUUCAAUGAACACAAUAGUGGUGGUUAUUAAGCUACACCACUGGGGUAUACAGUGGGUUUGUUCAGUGGACCUUGAGGACUCGUAUCCUGGUUCAGGUCCAAGUCCACCAUGGGCUGACAUUCAGUUUUCAGCCAACUUUCUUGUUUGCCUUAACACCUCUGGGUUGGUCAAUAUUUGGGUUGCAAAUACUGGUAUGCUUGUUGCACAGUUUGACACCUUGCGGAGCUGUGAAGUGGACUCCGGAAUGCCUUUGAGCAGAUAUGCAUCUAAUGAAGAGUCUGAUUUCGAUGAUGUUGAUCAAGGUGCUGGGGAUGCUAAAAAUCACUGUAUUUUCAAAAAGUUGGUGGUGGCUUCACAUUCUUUGCACCUAGCUAUAAUCAAUGAACAUGGGGUAGUCUAUUUACUUUAUGCUGGUGACUAUAUCUCAGAAAAGCAUCAUGAAGCCAACAAAUUCAUGCCCCAUUUUGAGCAUUUUGAUCUUGGUAUCCUGGCGGGUUGGAAGGUUGCUGGUAGUUGUAUAGGUAGUCAACAGUCAUUUGGUGGUCUAUCUAGUGGCCAAGAGUUAGUUGAUUUAGAUAUGUCCGGUCAAGAUUUUCCAAUUUCAAAGCACAUGAAUGGUACUAAACAAAUGAAAAGAUUGAAAAAUCAUUUUUGGCGUAUAGAAGACCAAACAGCAAGUGGUUUCAAUACUGCUUCACAGAUAAAUUGUCAGAGAAUUUCCGACUGUGAAUCCAGAAAAUCUGCUCCCAUGCGAAGAAUAUUUAUGCCUUUAGACAGAUUCAAUAAUGAUGAUUGUAUUUGCUUUUCACCCUUUGGAAUCACAAGGCUUGUCAAAUGUUGCAAUUUGAAGGAACGGCAAGGCUACAAAAUUGUUCAUACCGACUUACAUGUGAAACGGAAAGCUCUUGAUGAAGGAGAUUUGUAUACAUGUGGGCGGUUGAAAACACACUCUUCUGCUACGAGAGAUUCCUUUUUUAUUGGAGAAUCUCUUGGCUGCUUUUUUCAAGGAUUUUUGUAUCUAAUUACCCAGCAUGGCCUCUCUGUUGUUCUCCCAUCAAUUUCAAUUUCAUCUGCUGUGUUCCCAGUAAAAUCAAUUAGAUAUUGGAACCCAGAUGCUGUUGUGAGCAGUGACUUUGAUAUUGAGAACAUGUUGACGAUACACAAACCUGACGAGCAGUGGAGGCCUUGGCAAAUGGAGGUGGUAGAUAGAAUUCUUAUAUUUGAAGGGUCUAAAGAGGCUGAGCAUGUCUGUUUGGAGAAUGGAUGGGACCUUGGAAUCGUUCGUUUACGCCAGAUGCAGUUGGCACUACAGUACUUCAGAUCUGAUGUAAUAGAACAAUCUUUGGAUAUGCUCAUGGAUGUUAAUCUGGCAGAAGAAGGAAUCUUGCAGUUGCUGUUUGUUUCUGUUCACCAGAUAUGUAGUAGUGUUGGUAGGGAUACUGAUCUAGCUUUAGUAUCGAGGUUGCUGGCUCUUGCUGCUCGCUUUGCAAUUAAAGUGAUUCAACGAUAUGGUCUUUUGACUCUAAAGAAGGAUUUCAUGCUUGAUCUUGGAAAAGAAUCUGGAAUAUCUCAGCUGCAGACGAAAUUGAAAAUGCAAAAAAUAGAUGAUGUUGGCAAUUUGACAAGGCUUUAUGAGAUGGCAUUCUAUUUGGAGGUUAUAAGAGAAUUACAGAGUCGACUGAUUCCAAAGAUCAGAAGACCAGGGAAAGUGCCGGCAGAUAGUAGAGAUACAACAGGUGUGGUAGAUAAUGGUGCAAUGCAGGAUGAGUCCCCUCUUUCAAUUGUUCCUACGGAUAAUGUGUCAUCUCAGCAGAUGGAAACUUUGGAACUGCAGAUUAAGGAAGAAUCUGCCCCCAAUGUUCCUGGGUUGUUAUUUGAUAAUGCUAGUACUUUACAGCUGGUUGAAUCUUCUGCAAAUAUGGUUGAAAUGGAUGAAUUUUAUGCUCGUGAGGCUGGUGCCCUGCAAAAAAGAAACCUGAUUCCUCUGGAAAAUCCCAAGGAUAUGAUUACACGAUGGUAUGCUGACACUUUUGAUCUAACAACUAUUGUGAAAGAUGCUUUACAUGCCGGUCGUCUCCCUUUGGCGGUUCUUCAGCUGCAUCUACAGCAUCAGAAGGAGUUGGGAUCUGAGGAGCCUCAUGAUACUUUUAGUGAAGUUUGUGAUAUUGGUAAAAAUAUUGCAUAUGAUCUGUUUUUAAAGGGGGAAAGUGGGCUAGCUGUGGCAACAUUCCAACAACUCGGGGAGGAUGUAGAAGCUGUUCUUCGACAAUUGUUAUUUGGUACUGUAAGGCGAUCACUUCGGGCACGAAUUGCAGAAGAAAUGAAGAUAUAUGGAUAUUUGAGGACAAACGAAUUAAAGAUAAUGGAGAAAAUAUCCCUUAUUGAGAGGCUAUAUUCGAGCAGUAGCUUCUGGAGAACAUUUCAUGAGAGGCGGAAAAGCAUAUAUGAUACUACCCCUGCUGAUACUUCAGAAGCAGAUAACCUGACAUUGGGUUUUCGUGUAAGUGACUGUUUUACAAUUCAAUGCGGUGAUAUCGAUGGAGUUGUCAUUGGUUCCUGGGUAAACAUUGAUAAUGGUUCUGCCGCUUCUGCUGAUGAUGAAGAUAAAGGACUUCUUACGUAUUGGGCCUGUGCAGCUGUCUGGUCUGAUGCAUGGGACCAAAGAACUGUGGAUCGUAUAGUGCUUGAUCAAUGUGUAGAAGAGGGAGUUGAUAUACCAUGGGAAUCACAAUUUGAAUAUCAUGUGUCUCACAGUGACCUGGAGGAGAUCUACCAGCUUUUCAAUUGCCUUCCAUCAUCUUUAUUGUUAGAAGGGUCUCUUAGAAUUAAUUUAGGUUCAUAUGUUGCUGCAACUGAUGCAUCCAAUGAGAAGAUCCCUGACUGUGCCAUAUAUAUUUGCUCUGCCGAAGAUUUGGAGCCAGUUUCUAUGGAUGUUCCACAUGUUAAAAUCUUCAAGUUUUCUGCCGUUAAUAUGUGCUCAUCAUGGUUACGAAUGUUUGUAGAAGAGGAACUUGCAAAGAAAUAUAUUUUUCUGAAAGAGUGCUGGCAAAGUACUGCUGAGCUCGUGCCACUUCUUGCCCGUGCAGGCUUGUUAAUCUGUACAUCUAAGACAUAUCUGAUGGAUAAGUUUUCUGAUAGUUCGCUUGACUUGGACAUAGUGAACAAUUGUAAAAAGUUUCAUAAGGACAUUGCAGAAGCCUUUCAUAAACUAGUUAUACAUCACUGUGUGCAAUACAAUUUGCCAUACCUUUUGGAUUAUUAUCUUGAUCAUCAUGAUCUGCUUCAGGAUUACCAUUCUCUGUGUACCCUACAGCAACCUGCAGGAAACUGCCAUUGGGCAGAUUGGUUGCUGACUUCUAGAAUUAAAGGCUGUGAAUAUGAAGCAUCAUUUUACAAUGCCCGUUCAAAUUUAUCUCGACAAGCAGCCUCUGACAGCAAGCUAAGUGUACUAGAGAUUGAUGAGAUAAUACAUACUGUUGAUGAUAUGGCUGAAGGGGGAGGAGAGAUGGCUGCUCUUGCUACUCUAAUGUAUGCAGCUGCACCAAUGCAGAAGUGUCUUUGUACUGGUAGCGUGAAUAGAAAUAGUAGCUCUUCUUUUCAGUGUACAUUAGAGAAUCUGAGGCCUGGUCUGCAGCCGUUUCCUACUCUUUGGCGGACACUUUUAGCCUUUUGCUUUGGACAAGAUGCAAAUGGUUAUCCAUUCAGUUACGCAGCUAGUAUUAGUAAUAUACUUGGAAAGUCAGCAUUCUCAGACUAUUUGAGUUGGCGCAUCAGUCUCUUCUUGUCAGCUGGAGGUGAUACUUCAUUAGAACAGAUGCUGCCAUGCUGUCUUCCAAAAUCUGUCAGAAAAUUGAUUAAAACAUUUGUUCAGGGUCCUAUUGGAUGGCAGUCAUUAUCAGAUUUUGGGACUGAUAUAGAACCCUUUCUCUUCAUGGACACUCGAGCUGUAAAUGCAAAUUGGAAUGGUGGGCUUAGUGCUGUAUCUUGGGAAGCGUCCAUCCAAAAAAGCAUUGAAGAGGAACUUUAUUCUUCAGUUGAGGAGAAGGGCUUUGGAGUUGAGCACCAUCUGCAUCGUGGGCGAGCAUUGGCAGCUUUCAACCAUCUUCUUGGAGCAAGAACUCUAAAUUUGAAAUCAGCCAAUCCACGCCAACAAAUAUCUGGAAAACCUAAUAUACAGUCAGACAUGCAAGCAAUUCUUUCACCUCUAACUGAAGGCGAAAGUUCAAUCCUCAAAACUGUUCCCCCACUAGCUAUAAUGAACUUUGAAGAUCAUGUUUUGGUUUCUUCUUGCUGUUUCUUCUUAGAGUUAUGUGGCCUAUCUGCCAGCAUACUUCGUGUGGAUAUUGCUGCAUUAAGGCAAAUUUCUUCUUAUUAUAACAACUCAGUUGAGCAGAAUGCACGUUAUGAUCAUGUGUCGCCAAAGAGUUCAGCAUUUUAUGCAGUAUCUCAUGGAGGUCAUUUUACUGUUUCUCUAGCUCGAGCAUUAGCCGAUGAUUAUAUACACCAUGAUCAUCUCAAUAUUACUAAGAAAAGCGAUGUUCCUUUUAGUGAUUUCAAAGAUAAACCAUCUCUAGCCCUUAUGACUGUGUUACACCAUCUCGAAAAGGCAAGCCUGCCAUUAUCAACUGAAGGAAGUACAUGUGGCUCAUGGCUACUAAGUGGCAGUGGUGAUGGGCUUGAGUUCCGGUCUAGGCAAAAGGAAUCCAGUCAGCAGUGGAGCCUAGUUACAAGGUUCUGUCAGAUGCAUCAUCUUCCACUGAGCACCCGAUAUAUUUCUUUACUGGCUAAAGACAAUGAUUGGGUUGGUUUCCUAACAGAAGCUCAGUUGGGGGGAUUUGCUAUGGAUGUGAUCAUUCAGGCUGCAGCCGACUUCAAUGAUUCGCGACUGAAGACUCACAUAUUAACAGUUCUAAAAAGCAUCCAAUCAACAAGAACUAAAACCAACUCUUCAACAACUGCAACUCCGGGAAGUAGUAGGGGCAAUUCUUUCAUUUCUGAUAAUAACACUGCAGUUCCUAUAGAACUUUUUGUUAUUCUUGCCGACUGUGAGAAGCAAAAAAAUCCUGGGGAGGCCCUUCUAUCAAAAGCAAAAGACUUACAUUGGUCUCUGUUGGCAAUAAUUGCUUCAUGUUUCUCUGAUGUGUCUCCACUUUCAUGCCUAACAGUUUGGCUUGAGAUUACAGCUGUGAGAGAGACUUCAUGCAUCAAGAUGGACGAUGUUUAUUCAAAAAUCGUAGCAGGUGUUGGAGCUGCUGUUAAGUCUACAAAUUCCUUACCAAGUGGAAGCAGAAACUUUGCAUUCCAUUAUAAUAGGGGGAAUGCAAAAAGAAGAUGUCGAGUGGAAACCAUGUCAGUGAACUCCUUGAUGGGUGCAUCAUCUGACAUUACUAUUACAACAAGCUCUUCUGUGGCUUUUGUCUCUGAAGAAAUUUCCAAGGAAGAAAUGAAAAAAAUGGCUCUUGAACAGCCAAAAGUUCCCAAUGGUCCUGACGAAGUGCUUGCUUCUCUUUCAAAUAUGGUAGCUGUUCUUUGUGAACAGCAUCUAUUUCUUCCUUUGCUAAGAGCAUUUGACAUAUUUCUACCUUCAUGUGCUCUUCUUCCCUUCAUACGAUCCCUUCAGGCAUUUUCUCAAAUGCGACUUUCUGAAGCUUCAGCGCAUCUGGCAUCAUUUUCCACUAGAAUGAAGGAAGAACCAUUUCAUAUGCUGAACAUGGCAAGAGAUGGUCUGGUUAAAGCAUCAUGGAUUAGUUCCAUAUCUGUAAAAGCUGCAGAUGCAGUGUUGGCAAGAUGUCCGUCUGCUUAUGAGAAAAGGUGUUUAUUGAAACUUCUUGCGGGAGCUGAUUUUGCCGAUGGAGGUUCUGCUUCAGCAUACUUUCGUAGACUCUAUUGGAAAAUAAAUUUAGCUGAACCCUCUCUUCGCAAGGAUGAUGAUGUAUACUUAGGGGAUGAGAUCCUUGAUGAUGGAUCUCUUUUAACAGCAUUGGAGAAUAAUGGUUGUUGGGAACAAGCACGAAAUUGGGCUAGGCAGCUAGAAUCAAGUGGUGCAUCUUGGAAGUCUGCCAGUCACCAUGUUACUGAAGCACAGGCUGAAGCAAUGGUGGCAGAGUGGAAGGAGUUCCUAUGGGAUGUUCCAGAGGAAAGAGCUGCUCUAUGGAACCAUUGUCAGACACUUUUCCUGAGAUUUUCGUUUCCACCUUUGCAGGCAGGAUUGUUUUUCCUUAAACAUGCGGAAGCUGUUGAGAAAGAAAUUCCAGCAAGAGAACUACAUGAGAUGCUUCUACUUUCACUGCAGUGGCUAAGUGGAACAAUUACACAUUCUCCACCGGUUUAUCCUUUGCAUAUUCUACGAGAGAUCGAAACUAGAGUGUGGCUCUUAGCUGUAGAAUCAGAAGCUCAGUUUAAGGCUGAACGUGACUUUACAUCACUCAGCUCUGUUCAGAAUCUGGUGGGUGGAAGUUCUACCAGCAUUAUAGAACAGACUGCAAGUAUCAUUACGAAAAUGGAUAAUCAUAUAAAUGCAAUGUUGACGAAAGUUAGUGAUAGAAAUGGUACAAGGGAAAUUACCUUCCUAAAUAACCGAAAUUCACAUACCUCAGAAUCUAACAGUAUAGCAGCUGCAGUGAGCAGUGCAAGGAUGAAGAGAAGGACCAAAAUUAACCUUCCAUUAAGACGGUCUGUGAUAGAUAAUCUGGAAAGUAAUAAUGAUUCUGAUGAUUACUCUGACUCUUCUUAUCAGCCUAAGAACAAUGGCGAACUGUCUAAAUCUAUGCUAUCACAAGAAGAAAGCAUGAAUAUAGAAACAUCUAUUUCAGCAUGGGAAAAAAGAGUACAACCUGCAGAAGUGGAGAAGGCUGUUCUUUCUUUAUUGGAGUUUGGACAGAUAACAGCUACUAAACAGCUUCAACAGAAACUGUCUCCAUCACAUGUGCCAGUGGAACUUGCCCUUGUUGAUUGUGCUCUGAAGGUUGCUAUCUUAUCAUCUUCCAAUAACAAUGGAGAGCUUAGUGAUACAAUUAUUGAUCCAGAGAUCCUUGCAGUUAUUGUUUCAGCUGGAGUGUCAAUCAGCGAUCACAUAAUUGAACCAUUACAGGCUUUGGAGUUCUUAGCUAUGAAGUGCAAUGAAGGUUCUGGGCGUGGGUUGUGCCGGAGAAUAAUUGCUGUUGUCAAAUCUGCAAAAGUAUUAGGCAUCCCUUUUUCUGAAGCAUUUGACAAAAAACCUAUCGAUUUGCUGCAAUUGCUUUCCCUCAAAGCACAAGAUUCUCUUGAGGAAGCCAAACUCUUGGUGCAGACUCACACAAUUCCUGCACCCAGUAUUGCGCGUAUUCUUGCUGAAUCUUUUCUAAAGGGGCUAUUGGCUGCACAUCGUGGUGGGUACAUGGAUUCUCAAAAGGAAGAAGGCCCUGCACCUCUUUUGUGGAGAUUUGCUGAUUUUUUGAAGUGGGCACAACUUUGUCCUUCAGAACCAGAAAUUGGCCAUGCACUCAUGCGUCUAGUAAUGACAGGACAAGAAAUACCACAUGCUUGUGAGGUUGAACUCCUUAUACUUUCACAUCACUUCUACAAGUCUUCUGCCUGCCUAGAUGGAGUUGAUGUUCUUGUGACCCUUGCUGCAAAUAGAGUUGAAUCAUAUGUCUUGGAGGGAGAUUUUUCUUGUUUGGCUCGCCUUGUUACUGGAGUCAGCAAUUUCCAUGCCUUGAAUUUCAUUUUAAACAUCCUCAUAGAGAAUGGCCAGCUUGUUCUGCUACUUCAGAAGUAUUCUACUGCAGAAAUGGCCACUGGCACAGCUGCCGCAGUCAGAGGAUUCAGAAUGGCUGUUCUUACAUCACUAAAGCUAUUUAAUCCGCAUGACCUUGAUGCAUUUGCCAUGGUCUAUAACCAUUUUGACAUGAAGCAUGAGACAGCUUCGCUUCUUGAGUCUCGAUCCUUGCAGUACAUGCAGCAGUGGCUCUCUUGUCGUGACAAGGAUCUUCGAACUGAAUACCUGCUUGAUGCCAUGUGCCAUUAUAUCGAGGCUGCUGAAGUCCUUUCCGGUAUUGAUGCAGGGCAGAAAACUCAUAAUGCUUGCGCCCAAGCUUCCCUCCUCUCCCUUCAGAUCAGGAUCCCUGACAUCAACUGGAUUGCACUCCCAGAAACCAAGGCUCGUAGGGUGCUUGUAGAGCAGUCUCGUUUUCAGGAGGCCCUAAUUGUGGCAGAAGCAUACAAACUAAACCAGCCCAGUGAGUGGGCUCCAGUACUAUGGAACCAGAUGUUGAAACCUGACCUAAUUGAACAGUUUGUGGCGGAGUUUGUAGCAGUUCUUCCAUUACAGCCAACGAUGCUUCUAGAGCUGGCAAGGUACUACCGGAGUGAGGUUGCAGCCAGAGGGGAUCAAUCUCAUUUUUCUGUGUGGCUCUCUCCAGGAGGGCUGCCUGCUGAGUGGAUUAAGCAUUUAGGCAGGUCAUUCAGAACCCUGCUGAAGAGGACAAGAGACCUGAGACUGAGGAUGCAGUUGGCAACGACAGCAACAGGAUUUCUGGAUGUGACUAAUGCAUGCAUGAAGGUGAUGGAUAAGGUUCCAGAGAAUGCUGGGCCCCUUAUCUUGAGGAGGGGUCAUGGCGGGGCUUACUUACCCCUUAUGUAGAAUUCUUUCACAUGAGAUUUUCGUGGAUAUUCUUCUCGAGAUUGGGCAUCAUGGCCGAACGGUUGUGUUGACAUGCGCUGGCAUUAGAUUUGAGUGCUCAUUACUCUGGUGGUCUGAAGAGCAAGUAGAGGUUAUUUUUUUGACCUUGUUUUUCGAAUGUAAAUGCUUAUUGAGUGAUUGGUAUUCUUUUGGCAAAGAUAUAUGAGCAUUGUAAGUGGUCAAUGUGGAACAUAUAUAUAUAUAUUUUAAAAUCAGAAGAUACUAUUGGGGUUGCUGA
Musa acuminata AAA Group (dessert banana) is the source of this 10394-nucleotide messenger RNA. RefSeq lists its product as uncharacterized. The transcript has 26 exons. Lineage: Eukaryota; Viridiplantae; Streptophyta; Magnoliopsida; Zingiberales; Musaceae. Bases 362 to 10117 code for a protein of 3251 amino acids. Gene Ontology annotation, cellular component: cytoplasm. The record is from RefSeq and is a predicted model, not a curated record.